This is a messenger RNA of Durotheca rogersii, 684 nucleotides long. RefSeq lists its product as uncharacterized. Gene Ontology annotation, biological process: regulation of DNA-templated transcription. Gene Ontology annotation, molecular function: DNA-binding transcription factor activity. Bases 1 to 684 code for a protein of 227 amino acids. The record is from RefSeq and is a predicted model, not a curated record. The transcript is spliced from 2 exons. NCBI's taxonomy places the organism in Eukaryota, Fungi, Ascomycota, Sordariomycetes, Xylariales, Xylariaceae.
AUGGACUAUCAAAGCAAUGCGGCUUCUUAUGCGACCAAGCAGCAGAACGAGCCAAGCCCGAAGAAGCCUUCGAAGUCGAGGGCCAAGGUCACGAACGACGACUGGACCGACGUGACGGAGCCCGAGGAGCGGAGACGCAUACAAAAUCGACUCGCACAACGCAAGUUCCGAGAAAAAGCUAGGGAGCAAAAGGAAAAAGCGGAGCGAGAGUCUCGAGAUAGGGAACAUGCGGGCAGCAGCUAUCGUCUCCCUUGCUCGGAUGAGCUGGCGGCAGAAGAUGAGUCUGAGCUCUCGGGGCUGCCGUGGGGAAGCCUCAACAUGCGGCACGUAUUGACCAGGGGCCACGAGACGGAGAGCAGGCGGAGCAGCGGCAAGUCUGGCGGCUACGGGGCCUGCCACGACAGCGCCCCGCAGUUCUACGAGACGACCUCGGGCGGGGGCGGCAGCAGGAGCAGCGGUGGUGGCAGCGGCGGUGGCAGCGGCGGUGGCGGCGGCGGCGACGGCCUCUAUCAGCAUUACCGCCAGCAGCCGGCCAUCAGCUACGGCAGCAGCGCGACGAAUAGCAGCGGGGGGGACGACUGCUACUACGAAGAGGUGUCGUCCUACUACUACGACAUGAGCCCUAACGGUAGCGGCAGUAGCAGCGGUCACGGUCGUGGCGGCUACGGUUCCUCGUAUCGCUAA